AAACUUGUAAGUAGACACUGUCUCACUUUCGAUUCAGAUGUAUCCUUGUCUUGGGGAGUACUAUGGCCUAUGUGCUCUGUCUUCUUCAUUCAUCACUUCCACACGCGAAGGAGAGCGCCAACCGCUUGUAGUCUCCUCGGAGCACCUGAGACGCUGACAUACGCGUCUUCACCGACGACAUCGACGAGCCUCUGCCUCAUCUCACAUCGCAGCCCAAGCAUCUUGUAAAGCACUUGCCCCAUGACUCCCACUGACGUACCCCUCGUCCCCCUGCUCCUCGCCGCCUUCCUCGGCUUCCAUGGCCUACGCAAACGCUCCCUCUCGCCCUCCGGCGCAAUCGCCGCGUUUGUUGUCGGCUUCACCAUGAUGGCGGUCCCGCUCCGGGCUUUUGGCGUCUCCUUGAUUACGUUCUACCUCGUCGGCUCACGCGCGACGAAAGUGGGCAAGCAGCUGAAGGUGCAGUUCGAGGAGGGCCAUCAGGAGGCGGGAUAUAGGUCGGCGUCGCAGGUGCUGUGCAACUCCGCGUCCGCAUUUGCCGCGACUUUGGCGUGGAGUGCGCUGUUUGUGCGUGGGUCGGUGCUCGGGAGUGUUUUGGGGGACGCGCUGCCCCCGCAGGUGCCGUAUGACUUGGAUGAGUGGUGUCCCUUGACCCCGCCUGUGGCCGCGAGCUGGAGUCGGUCGUUGCUGUUCGUGGCUCUUGGCCAUUUUGCGUGCUGUCUUGGUGACACGCUCGCGUCCGAGCUCGGGAUCCUUUCUCGGUCUCCACCUAUUUUGAUCACCACACUGAAGCCGGUUCCCCCGGGUACCAAUGGAGGUAUGUCUGUCACUGGGACACUUGCGUCGCUCGGUGGAGGACUCGUGAUGGGCGUUACGCUCGCUGUCUCGCUCUUCGUGGAGAGCAGCGCAUGCCGAGCGAGUUGGCAAGACAUUCUGCUCCCACUUGUUGCGUGGGGAACUGCUGCUGGCGGUCUUGGAUCUCUACUUGAUUCUUUCAUGGGAGCCACCAUUCAGCGAACACGCUACUCGAAUACUACGAAACGUAUCCUGACUGACGAGAGUUCCCAGUCCGCCAAGGAUGCGGACGUAAAGGUCGUGAGCGGUUUGAACAUCCUUACGAACAACCAGGUGAACUUGCUGUCCUCAAUCGUGGUCGCCCUCAUUCUCGGUGCUGUCGCGUGA
Molecule: messenger RNA, 1179 nt
Organism: Fomitopsis serialis
Lineage: Eukaryota; Fungi; Basidiomycota; Agaricomycetes; Polyporales; Fomitopsidaceae
Product: integral membrane protein DUF92-domain-containing protein
Exons: 4
Coding region: 241-1179 (312 amino acids)
Cellular component (GO): membrane
Source: RefSeq, a predicted model, not a curated record